Castor canadensis (American beaver) is the source of this 809-nucleotide messenger RNA. It is a transcript of the gene Pla2g2a, whose product is annotated as phospholipase A2 group IIA. Gene Ontology annotation, biological process: lipid catabolic process; phospholipid metabolic process; arachidonate secretion. Gene Ontology annotation, molecular function: phospholipid binding; calcium ion binding. Lineage: Eukaryota; Metazoa; Chordata; Mammalia; Rodentia; Castoridae. The record is from RefSeq and is a predicted model, not a curated record.
GUUCCGCUAGACUAAGUCACCCCAGACCAGGUCCAGACAACUAGGGAAGCCUGAAGCCACUGUAGUGAUCUGAACUGGACAGUUCCAACCUGCCUUCCCUGCCAGGCUUUUCACUCAGAAAUCUGCUGCUGCUUCUGUACCUGACCCCUGUGAGACUCCCCCAUGUGACUCCACGUGGCCUGCUGCAGCCCUUCUCCUGGAACUAACCAUCAGCAUGAGGUCCCUGCUGCUGCUGGCGGUGAUCGCGGCCUUUGUCUUAAUCGAGGCCCAGGGGAGUCUUAACAAUUUCUGGGCGAUGAUCCUGUUGAAGACGGGAAAAAGAGCUGAAGUCAGUUACGCCUUCUAUGGUUGCCACUGUGGCCUGGGUGGCAAAGGAUCCCCCAAGGAUGCAACAGAUCGGUGCUGUGUCACCCAUGACUGUUGCUACCGGCGUCUGGAGAAACGUGGGUGCGGCACGAAAUUGAAGUACAAAUUUACCUACCGAGGGGGUAAAAUCAUCUGUGCUGCAAACCAGGACUCCUGCAGGAGUCAGCUGUGCCAAUGCGAUAAAGCUGCUGCCGAGUGUUUUGCUCGAAACAAGAAGAGCUACAGUGUGAAGUACCAGUUCUAUAGCAAUCUGCUGUGCCAUGGGCAGGCACCCCGUUGCUGAGGGGCCCUCUUCUGUGACACCUUGCCAUUCCAUGUUGAGUCUCCUCUAAUUCCUUCUCUCCCUACUCCAACCAACUUCCCAGGAAUCACUCCUCUCCUCUCCUUCCUAGUGCAGUAGAAGAGCCCUGCUGUCCCCACCCAAGUUCCUUGUGUCUCUUCUG